This is a messenger RNA of Cicer arietinum (chickpea), 1483 nucleotides long. RefSeq names its product probable long-chain-alcohol O-fatty-acyltransferase 1. NCBI's taxonomy places the organism in Eukaryota, Viridiplantae, Streptophyta, Magnoliopsida, Fabales, Fabaceae. Gene Ontology annotation, biological process: lipid metabolic process. The record is from RefSeq and is a predicted model, not a curated record.
ACCGUUUCUUAUUCAAUUCAAAGUGCUUCUUUCCACAAUUUUUUUAAUCAAGUUACCAUAAUCAAUAGCUUAUACCUUUCAACAGUUUUUUAAUCAAUUUACCGUAAACAAUAGCCAAUAUGGGAUGAGAUGCUCCCAUCAUAUCAUUUAAGCCAGGAAAAAAAUUCUAUGGUAUCAGAUCUGAGGUUUAACUACUAUAGGGUCUUGCAAGUCAUCAGCUUAGCUAGAAGGGGUUGAUUGUUGACCCCAAAAAAAAGAAGGGUAGUAGAUAAAAUAGCACAUAAUAGAGAGAAUGUUAAGCACAAAUUGCACUGAACUUGGAGAAGAAAUCAAGAGCUUAAUCAAGGUAUGGCUCAUAAUCAUAGCUUCUCUAUGUUACUCUUAUUUCAUAUCCUCAAAAAUACCCAAAGGCAUUUUCAGGUUUCUAUCCUUGUCCCCAAUUAUGUACAUCUUCACUAUCCUACCAUUUCAACUCUCCUUUGUCCUCCCAAUAGGUAUCACUUCCUUCCUUAUCACUUGGCUCACAAACUUCAAGCUCCUCCUUUUCACCUUUGAUUUGGGUCCUCUCUCUUCCAACCCAUCAAACUCACUUCCCCUCUUUCUCACCUUUGCUUGUUUCCCAAUUAGAAUCACCCAAAAACUAAAACACCCACUUAACCAAAACCCAUCAAAAUUCCAUCUUUUGCUUCCAAUGAAGGCCAUGCUUUUAUUUUUUCUCUUGAUGGGUCUAAAAAAUGACCCCCAAAAAAAGCAAGAUAUGUACAUUUACUCUUCAUUUAUUAUUGUGUGCCUCUAUUGUAGCCUCAUAUAUUUAUUAUUAGAUCUUGUUUGGGGACUUUGUAACAUUUUAAUUAAUGCUUCAAUUGGGAUUGAGCUUGAAUUACCGUUUGAUGAGCCUUAUUUGUCCACUUCAUUGGGCGAUUUUUGGGGGAAAAGGUGGAACCUCAUUGUAACAUAUAUUCUGCGACACACUGUAUACAUUCCCGUGAAAACAUUAAUGUCCAAAACAUUAUUGGGCCCCCAAUGGGCUUCACUGCCUGGAAUCAUCGCAUCUUUUUGGGUAUCUGGGCUUAUGCAUGAGUUGAUAUUUUAUUAUGUCACACGUGUUACUCCCACGUGGGAGGUCACGUGCUUCUUUUUGCUUCAUGGAGUGUGUGUGGUUGUGGAGAUAGGUGUGAUGAAGUUGCUGGGCUUUAAGAGGAGGGUCCAUUGGGCCAUAUCCGGGCCCAUUAUUGUUGGGUUUGUGGUGUCCACUUCUGCAUGGCUAUUCUUUCCACCGAUAAUACGUGAUGGUGCUGACCAGAGAGCUAUUGAGGAGUUCAACAAUGUUGUUGAUUGUGUAAUGGAAAAGUUUUAGGGGCUACUUUCUCCACUUAACACUAGUUUAAAUGUAUGUAUUUGAAAGAAAGAAAAAAAACCAUAACCUACUCUAUGUCCUAAGUAUUAAGUUUCAUUCGAUUGGAUUGGAUUACAUGUUCAAGUA